Molecule: messenger RNA, 1086 nt
Organism: Lycium ferocissimum
Lineage: Eukaryota; Viridiplantae; Streptophyta; Magnoliopsida; Solanales; Solanaceae
Exons: 1
Coding region: 1-1086 (361 amino acids)
Source: RefSeq, a predicted model, not a curated record
AUGGAAGAAGGGGCUCAAUACAUUCAUGCUUAUGUGAAAGGUAGACUCGAUAGUUUUGAAGCGUAUGUUAUUGCGAUCUAUGGGUUCAACAGUGUGGACCAAAGGAAGGCUCUAUGGCAAAGUCUGAUCAGAAUAGGCCAAGGGGUCGCAAAACUGUGGUUGAUGUGGGGCGACUUCAAUGCGGUAUUAUCUCCCCUUGAUAGACUCAUAGGCAACCCUGUUACUUCUGCCGAAACACAGGACUUCUCGGACUGUAUCCACGAUUUACAUCUGAAUGAAUUAACAUGGAAGGGUGAGUUUUAUACUUUGUCAAACAAGCAAACUGGUGCGGACAGAGUUUGGAGCAGGAUUGACCGAGCUUUUGGGAAUGCGGAUCGGUUGAUGCAAUGGGGCCAUGUCCAGACUGAAUAUGGUAUGCCACAUAUUUCGGAUCAUUCCCCUAUGCUGCUACAGCUAUACACAGCUCCUCAAAAUGGCAAAACUCCCUUUAGAUUCUUUAAUACUUGGGCUGAGCAUGCCAAGUUCCCUCAAAUACUAAAGGAGGUAUGGAUGCAUCCGGUGGGGCAAGCAGGUAUGAAAAAAGUCUGGCAGAGGCUUAAAACACUAAAACCGCUGCUUAAAGAUCUUAACAUCAAGGAGUUCAAGGGAGUCAGGCAUAACAUCGAGCAGGCUCGACUGAACUCGAAGAUUGUCCAAGCACAGUUGAAUGCUCAAUGUACUGAUGGGUUGAUAGCACAGGAAAAAGAACUCCUUUUUAAUCUAGAAAAAUGGUCCUUGAUCGAGGAAAGCAUUCUGAAGCAAAAAUCCAGGGCCUCUUGGAUCAAACUUGGAGAUUGUAACACCAAAUAUUUUUCAGCUGUAAUGAAAGAACGAUGCCAGAGGAAAUUGAUUAGUGAUAUUCGCUCCUUAAAUGGCCAGAGAAUUCAUGAACCUAAAGAUAUUGAAGUAGAAAUCACUAAUUUUUAUAGAAGCUUGAUGGGGUUGGCUCAGGCUUGCCUACCAGCUGUAGAUAAACGAAUUAUGAAGCUGGGGCCUGUUCUAAAAAGACAACAGCAGCUGGAGUUAUGCGCAAAAAUCAAAGAUUAG